UAUGUAUAACCAAACAUCCGAUGCGAUUUGGUGGUACCUUCACGAACUAGGAUCGCGCGUGGUCGCCGAGUCUGGCAUAGCUAUUGACAGAUUUCAUGUUGGUAAAAUUAUACUGCACAGCUUAAAGAAUUCUCCAGAAUAUAUAUUGCAGAUAGAUGGAUCCACGGAUGGGAGAGAGACGAGUAAAUCUGUCUUAGAGCGCUCAGUGAGAUGUGCUUCUGCAUUCAAGAAUAUGGGUCUCCAAUAUCAGGACGUCAUAGUCAUCAUGGCGCCGAACCAUCUUGACUUGGUUAUACCGAUGUACGCUGGCCUCUAUAUUGGCAUCAUUGUUGCAGGGGUUGAUGUGGGCUUAGGAGUAAACGAGCUUCGAGAUACACUAAAAUGUACUGAACCAAAAAUAAUAUUUUGCGAAAACUCAAACGUCCCAACCAUUAAAGAAGCGUUGAAAGCGUUAAACAUAACGACUCGAAUUGUGACAUUUGGUAAAAAACAGGACGACAAGAUGUCCUUUAAAGAAUUACUGGACAAAUAUGCUGGCGACACUACAGUUGAACAAUUCAAGCCCGCUGACUUCGACCCAACGCUGACGAUUGCUAUAUUAGUCCCAACAAGUGGAUCAACGGGAAUACCAAAAACCGCUGCACUAACACAUAAGAAUGUUUUCUAUGGAUUUCCCUGUAUACUGGUUUUCAAUACUGAAUUUCCAUCGCCGUUUGACAAAGUUAUGGUCCUGUCACCAAUUCAGUGGAUUUCAGCGACGUUACAAUUUAUUAUGUCACCCAUUGUGCGAUACACUCGAAUGCAAACCUCUUCGCCGCUCACGGCUCACCACGUCUACUCACUUAUAAACAAAUACAAGCCUGAGUUUACCAUUAUGAGCCCAACGUUUAUGACUACUGUAUUUAAAAGCGGUGACAGGGAUAAGUGCGAUUUUAGUUCCCUUAAGUUCAUAAUUGUCGGUGGUAGCGCCGUUUCUAAACAACUGCUCGAAGAAGUCAAGGAAGUGAUACCAAAUUGUCAUUUACAAAUUGGCUACGGAUUGACAGAGUCUUCGGGCUUGGUGUGUAAUCCGUCGUACUCGCCAUUUGGUUCACUAGGUACACCGCUUAACAGUGUGCAGUUUAAACUAGUAGACGUGAACACUGAUGAAGUAAUCAAUGAGCCAAAUGUGUCUGGAGAAUUAAGAAUAAAGGGACCCGCAGUUUUCAUGGGUUAUUAUAAUGACGCGCAAAUGACCGCUGCAGCCUUCGACGAAGACGGAUGGUUAAAGACUGGAGACAUUCACUACAGAGAUGAAAAUUUCAAUUAUUAUUUCGUUGAUCGCCAUAAAUUACUAUUAAAAUACAAAAGUUACCAGGUGUCCCCGACCGAAAUAGAAAGCGUCAUCAUCGAACAUCCAGGUGUACUGGACGUAGCUGUCACUGGUAUACCUGAUGAUGAACUCGGCGAUCUGGUAGUCGCAUUUGUUGUACCUAUUAAAGGGUGCACUGUUACAGCACAGGAAAUCAAAGAUUUGGUCAAAGCUUCGCUAUCAGAUCCAAAGCAACUAAGGGGAGGGGUCAUCUUUCUACCCGAAAUGCCAACAACGUCAACAUCAAAAAUUGACCGAACUAAAUUGAAAAAAAUGGCGCUCAGCUUAAACAGAGAAUAAAUGGACUUUUAAUCAUUCUAAAUUAGUUUAAUUCUAAUAGUUUUACA
Messenger RNA from Vanessa tameamea, 1698 nucleotides. RefSeq names its product luciferin 4-monooxygenase-like. Gene Ontology annotation, biological process: long-chain fatty acid metabolic process; fatty-acyl-CoA biosynthetic process. Bases 2 to 1651 code for a protein of 549 amino acids. Lineage: Eukaryota; Metazoa; Arthropoda; Insecta; Lepidoptera; Nymphalidae. Gene Ontology annotation, molecular function: long-chain fatty acid-CoA ligase activity. The record is from RefSeq and is a predicted model, not a curated record. The transcript is spliced from 11 exons.